Salarias fasciatus (jewelled blenny) is the source of this 466-nucleotide messenger RNA. It is a transcript of the gene polr2l, whose product is annotated as RNA polymerase II, I and III subunit L. The record is from RefSeq and is a predicted model, not a curated record. Bases 121 to 324 code for a protein of 67 amino acids. Gene Ontology annotation, biological process: transcription by RNA polymerase I; transcription by RNA polymerase II; tRNA transcription by RNA polymerase III. Gene Ontology annotation, cellular component: RNA polymerase II, core complex; RNA polymerase III complex; RNA polymerase I complex. The transcript has 3 exons. Gene Ontology annotation, molecular function: zinc ion binding; DNA binding. Lineage: Eukaryota; Metazoa; Chordata; Actinopteri; Blenniiformes; Blenniidae.
GGGAGGGGCUCCGGCGUCAGCGGAAACGAGACAACUCGCUGUCGACGCAGUAGUUUAUUCCUCUGCGGAGUUCUUGAAGUUUAAUCCGAAGGGAGGCCACUUCUCUGACGAUUUGCCACUAUGAUUAUACCUGUGAGAUGCUUCACGUGUGGAAAGAUCGUGGGAAACAAAUGGGAAGCAUACCUCGGUCUACUUCAAGCAGAGUACACUGAAGGUGAUGCCCUUGAUGCCCUUGGCCUGAAGAGGUACUGCUGUCGGAGGAUGCUGCUUUCUCACGUGGAUCUCAUUGAGAAGUUGUUGAAUUAUGCACCGCUGGAAAAAUAACCGGAACAACAAUAUGGACUUCACUGUGUUUUGACUGUCAAGUUUUUGUUCUGUUAAUAUGUGGCUACAAAUGCCAACCUCUGUGAAAAUGGAUUGCUGCACCUAUUUUUUCUAAAUAAAGCUGUUAACAUUUAGACCUGUA